UCCCGCUUUGGUUCUCUCGGCGGCCGCGGUGGGAAUGGCGUUGCUGUUGCUGCUGCUCUCGGGCCGGCGCUGCUGCCUCUAUGGCGGCUGCGGCUUGCGUUUAGGACUUCGCCGAACUCCUGUACCCGCUGCCUCCCUUUACUGGGCUUUACGCCCACCAGAGCCUCCCCCGUGGCCGGCCCUGAGACUUCCAGAGUGCCAUUUUUCUUCAAAAGCAGAUUCAAAAAAGCUUACCUCUGUUUUGGUUUCAAAAGUCAAAAACUUGAAUAAAAAGUAUGAAAGAUGUUUGGAAAGGACAUUCCCACGUUUCUAUCAGCUAUACUCAACAUUUUUAAAAGGCUUACAGGUUUUCUUUUCAGAAGCAAAAGAAAUAAGAAGAAUAAAGGCAAACAUGUCACAUAAAAAUAUACAGUUCCAUCAACUUCCAUACAGGGAAAUGGAGAGACUAAGACAGUUUCGCAGAGACCUUAUCAAAGCCAUUCCUGUUGGGAUUCUUUCUCUUCCACCCUUUGCCAACUAUUUUCUUCUUUUGCUUAUGUAUUUAUUCCCAAGACAGCUCUUAAUACGCCACUUCUGGACUCCUGAACAACAAGCUGAGUUUCUGAACACUUACCACAAUAUGAGGAGGGAGGCAUAUACUGAAGUGAUUGAUGGUCUAACACAUCUAUCUCACUUCCUAGAUUACUCUCAGCUUCGCCAACAGAUGCUAUAUCUCUGCAGAAAGGUUCAGGAAGGAUUUCACCCAGAUGUAACAGAGCUUAAAGCUGUGAGGCCUUUAUUUGUGGGGCAUCCCUUUGGUAUCCAACAGCUCCCGGUUCAGCAUGUGAAAGUUCUCAGUCGUGUUUUGUUCCUGACACCUCGCUUGCCAUCUUUCUUCCUGAGAAAUCGCUUGAGAAGCCAUCUAUCUGAGUUGUAUUGCCUGGACCAAGCAAUGGUGAAACUAGGAGUAAGCGAGCUGACUGAUGAAGAAGUGCAAGCAGCGUGUUACACCCGUGGCUUGAAUUCCGUUCAUCUGAGCCCAUCUGCAUGCAGGCUCUGGUUGAACCAGUGGCUAUCCCUCUCCUCUUCACUAAGAGACUCUGAGACGUCACUCUUGGUCCAUGCGAUGGUCUUACUUUCUACCAACUUCACUCCUUCCUCCAAGGGCUAACUGGAAGUGGCCCCUUCUGGACUAUUGAAUGUGUGCUGCAUAUUGACUGUUGGCUGAACCAGAAAGGAGAAUACAGUUUUUUCACUGACUAAAAAAAGGGGAGGGGGGAAGGCCAGAAUCCAGGAGGAGAAGAAACUCCAGUGGAUUUGUUAGUGUUGAGGUGAAGCUAGAAGAAACACUGCAAUAUGAAUAACAUUUUCCCACUGUUCUGGAGAGAAUUGCCAAGAUAGCACAAUAAAAUGCCUCUGCAGGAGAGUUCACAAACUUUCUAUUUAAGUCUGGUUCAGGUAUGACCUUGUAGGUCCCUUUCUUGGAUUGUCAGAAUAUAAUGUAUGACUGUUCAGCCUUAUACUUGUCAGUCCAAAAUCUUGCUAGUGCUUGAGGCUGGAAAGACAUACGUACUCCUUCAAAUGGCUGUAAUAAAGUUUGUUUCAUAUUGGCCAGGGAGCAGUGCAGAAUUUUAAAAAAUGAACAAGUUAAUUGCAGAAUAGACAUUAGUACAAUGCAGCUUCUUUGCUAAAUGUACAUUGUCCAAAUCAUGUAUUAGUUUCUAUGCUUUUGAUAUUGCCAGCUAAAAGGGGAGAGAUCAGUUUGUCUUAACGCCAGUUGUUUCUUCCAUCCCCCUUCUCUUGAGAUGUUUCAGGGAUUCUAUUUCUCUCCAGUCGCAGCUGUGAGAGGGAAUGGGUUGGAAAGGCUAGGAGGCCAGUAUUGAAGCUAAAGCCUCUCUCCAUCUAACUGUAUCACAACCCCCCCUUUUCUCCUUUUUGAUGAUUUUGCAGGACUAGU
Candoia aspera is the source of this 1936-nucleotide messenger RNA. RefSeq names its product LETM1 domain containing 1 (gene LETMD1). NCBI's taxonomy places the organism in Eukaryota, Metazoa, Chordata, Lepidosauria, Squamata, Candoiidae. Bases 35 to 1150 code for a protein of 371 amino acids. The transcript is spliced from 9 exons. Gene Ontology annotation, molecular function: ribosome binding. Gene Ontology annotation, cellular component: mitochondrial inner membrane. The record is from RefSeq and is a predicted model, not a curated record.